AUGGACCGCUCCAAGAAGCCUGCGGCCAUCGGUGUGGGUGCAUCGCUCCCACAGCCCUCCGUCUCCGUUCAGGAUGGCCUGAUCGAGGCCAGCUUGCCCUCUGGUGAAUCUGUUACUGUCUAUCUCUAUGGUGCUACGGUCACCUCCUGGAAGACCAAUGGUCAAGAGAAGCUCUUCGUUAGUAAGAAGGCGCAUAUGGAUGGUUCCAAGCCCAUUCGAGGUGGAAUUCCCCUUGUCUUCCCGGUGUUUGGUCCUCCCCCACAAAAUCACGCUACCUCAUCUCUUCCCCAACAUGGCUUCGCCCGCAAUUCGAACUGGGAGUUUCUCGGCAAGUCCUCUUCAGAGGCGAGCAAGGGCGACUUUGCCGUGAAGCUGGACUUUGGAUUGUCGCACACAAUGCUGAGUGAGGAGUUUCGCAAGGCCUGGCCCUACGAAUUCGGCUUGGUCUACAGCGUUACAUUGUCCAAGGACGCGCUCAAGACCUCCCUGCAGGUCACGAAUGAGGGCAAGGAGAACUUUGAGUUCCAGGUUUUGAUGCACACCUAUUUGAGCGUCGAGGAUGUUUCCAACAUUCGCAUCAAGAACCUCGAAUCCAAGACCUAUGUCGACAAGACCCGCAAUGCCAGCACACAUACUGAGUCCCUCCCCGCUCUGGCCAUUACAGAAGAGACCGAUCGUGUCUAUCGGGAUCUGGAUCCCGCCCAGCCCAUCAUUGUCUCGUCUGCUUCCGAUGACCAACCCCUCUUCAGUGUUACUCGGGAGGCACUCACCGACAUCGUUGUUUGGAAUCCUUGGAUUGAGAAGGCCAAGGGAAUGUCCGACUUUGGACCUGAUGAGGCGUACAAGAACAUGAUCUGUGUGGAAGCUGGCUCUGUCUCGACCUGGCAGACCCUGGAAGCUGGUGACUCGUGGGAGGGUGUGCAGAGCAUCAAGUCUCGUCUGUGA
Messenger RNA from Penicillium diatomitis, 945 nucleotides. Its product is annotated as D-hexose-6-phosphate mutarotase. The record is from RefSeq and is a predicted model, not a curated record. Gene Ontology annotation, biological process: carbohydrate metabolic process. The coding region runs from base 1 to 945 and encodes 314 amino acids. Gene Ontology annotation, molecular function: isomerase activity; carbohydrate binding. The transcript is spliced from 3 exons. NCBI's taxonomy places the organism in Eukaryota, Fungi, Ascomycota, Eurotiomycetes, Eurotiales, Aspergillaceae.